Molecule: messenger RNA, 1565 nt
Organism: Aricia agestis (brown argus)
Lineage: Eukaryota; Metazoa; Arthropoda; Insecta; Lepidoptera; Lycaenidae
Product: UDP-glycosyltransferase UGT5-like
Exons: 8
Coding region: 15-1565 (516 amino acids)
Molecular function (GO): UDP-glycosyltransferase activity
Source: RefSeq, a predicted model, not a curated record
AUUGAGAUAACAACAUGUCUCUCAUUCGACAUGCAUUGCUCAUAUUUUCGAUUUUAAAAUUAUGUUCUGCCUACAAUAUUUUGGUAUUUUUUUCAAUUCCAGUAAAAAGUCAUACUAUUUUAGGAGAAGGAUACGUUAAACACUUAUUGGACGCUGGCCAUAACGUCACGUUCAUAACUCCGAUAGAAUGUAAUCUACAGCAUCCUAGACUGCGGCAGAUAGAUAUUUCGGAAAACCUAAAUUUGUAUCCCUUAUAUCUCUUUAAUGCCCAAAGUAUAAUGGCUAAAGAAUUAGAUUUAUCCGAUUUUCCUGGAAGUAUAAACUUUCAAAUUGGAUUCACGCAAGCUACUCUACUUAUGAAACCGAUUCAGAAUUUAAUAAACGAUGAAAAUGAAAAAUUCGACACUGUCGUUGUUGAAUGGAUGUACAAUGAAUUGGGAUCUGGACUAGCUGCCGUAUUCGACUGUCCACUAAUAUGGUCAUCAUCUAUGUCACCGCAUACUUUUGUAUUGUCUUUACUAGGCGAAUUCAUUAACCCAGCAUAUACUUUCCAUCUCCAUACGACAGAGAGAUUGUACAGUUUUGCCGAACGGGUACGCCAGUUAUGGAAAUCAAUGCACACUCGGUAUUAUAUCUGGUCCAUGACAGAUCAUCACGAGAAAAUAUACCAGAAUAUUUUUGGACCAGCCAUACUGAAAAGAGGGCGAAAACCACCUUCCUACGACGAAGUCAGGUAUAAUGCGUCCUUGAUGCUGGGGAAUGGGAAUGUCGUAUCCAGCGAUUCCUUCCCCUUACCAAAAAAUUACAAGGACAUUGGAGGAUAUCACAUCAUAGAUGUAGAUAAGCCAUUACCGGAGAAUUUAAAGCAAAUUAUGGAUAAGGCUGCAAAUGGAGUCAUCUAUCUGAGUUUUGGUUCAGUCUUGAGAGUAUCGAGUAUGUCCGAAAACUAUAGAAAUUCAAUUUUAGAUGUAUUAAAAAAUACAAAUCGUACCGUUAUAUGGAUAGCUGAUGUGAAUCUUCCAAAUUUACCAGAAAAUGUGCACAUGAUGAAAUGGGCACCACAACUAAGUAUUUUAGCUCAUCCGAAUUGUAUUUUGUUUAUAACCCACGCCGGUCUUCUAUCUCUCACUGAGGCGAUAUAUUUCGGCGUGCCUGUGAUUGGAGUACCAUUUUUCGCUGACCAAUUUUAUAAUAUUGACAAAGCGGCUGAAGCUGGAUUUGGUAGAAAAUGUGUACUAGAUGGUAUUUCGACUGAAAACUUGAAAAUAGCAAUAGAAGAUGUAUUAGAGAAUCCGAGGUACCUCGAACGGGCCAAACAGCUAUCAGAUACUUACCACCACCGACUAGCAUCACCAGGCAAGGAGCUAGUGUACUGGAUAGAACACGUCAUUCGUACAAACGGAGCACCACAUUUGAGAUCCAAUUCCCUGAAAGUGGAAUGGUACAAAAUUUACUAUUUGGACCUUUUGGCUGUUAUAGUCUUAGUAUUCAUAUUAAUAAUUUUAGUAUUAAAACGCAUUUUAAGUUUACUAAAUAAAAAUGAAAUAAAAUCAAAGAUUAAUUAG